Molecule: messenger RNA, 1002 nt
Organism: Panicum virgatum (switchgrass)
Lineage: Eukaryota; Viridiplantae; Streptophyta; Magnoliopsida; Poales; Poaceae
Product: 54S ribosomal protein L19, mitochondrial-like
Exons: 2
Coding region: 255-719 (154 amino acids)
Biological process (GO): translation
Cellular component (GO): large ribosomal subunit; ribosome
Molecular function (GO): structural constituent of ribosome; large ribosomal subunit rRNA binding
Source: RefSeq, a predicted model, not a curated record
GCAUCUCCCCGGCGAGACCGCCACAGCAAUUGCCGCCAAACUGGGCCCUGCUGAUUGUGGCCCGUGGGCCUGUGCAAAGUGACAGCCUGUUCCGUUCCGUCCGUCUCUCUCUUCUCCCACGCCUUCACUCCCUUGGUCUCGGCUCGGCCUUCCUUUCCUAGCGGCGGCGACAGGGCGAGCGGCGCCGCCCGCCAGUUCUUCGUCGGGCGCUUCACCGGCGACGAGCAUCCGACAGGGAUCCGUAAAGCAGUAACAUGGCAACUCUCAAAGAUGCAGCGGCAAGAAAACCAAUUUUAGCAACAAUCCGUCUUAUAGUUCCUGCUGGCACUGCACGCCCCGCACCACCAGUUGGACCAGCUCUGGGUUUCUAUAGGCUUAAUUUGAUGGCAUUCUGCAAAGAUUUCAAUGCCAGGACCCAGAAGUACAAGGCAGAUACUCCGAUGCAAGUUACUUUGACUGCCUACAAGGAUAGUACAUUCGAGUUUGUAGUCAAGUCACCUUCAGUUUCAUGGUUCCUGAAGAAAGCUGCAGGAAUUGAGACUGCCAGCAGUCGCCCAGGCCACAACGCAGUGUCGUCCCUCACUCUUCGCCAUGUGUAUGAGAUUGCAAAACUGAAGCAGUCUGAUCCAUUUUGCAAGCACAUGUCAAUGGAGGCGUUAUGCAAAUCCAUCAUUGGGACGGCUAACUCCAUGGGCAUUGAAAUUGUUAGAGACCUUUGAGUGGGCUGGCAGUCUAAUCUUAAGCACAAUUGUCGGACCAAUUCCAAGCUCAGUUUGCUUUCUCAUCUGUAUGAGUUCGGUUUUAUUUGAUCUGAAUGAAAUAGACAUUUGAUUACUAUAGGAAGUAUAGUGUGCUUCUUCUGUAUCAGCUUCUGUCCGCACCUUCUUUCAGAUGUAGCAACUAAUAUGAUUCUUACAGAGGCUUUUUGCUGAAUAUGUUGUCUGAACCUUAUUGAGUUGCAAACCAUUGCCUUUGCGAAUAUAUUUGCUUCAGAAUUGAGUA